AUGGCGACCAGCAUUGCUGCUUCUGAACAGGCCACCACACUGACUUCUGUGUCCAUUGCGAGCCCUUCGCAACCUCAAACCACGGAGCCCACUUCCACGGGUAUGAACAUGGCCAACCACCGCACUCCAUCUCGUCGACUGUCCCUUGCCUUGCCUACAACUGACUUGUGUUCUCACCAGAGCUCGCCUAUAAAACCUUUCCGUCGGCCUAUCAGCACGCAGCGUGAUAUUGUGGCUUGA
Messenger RNA from Hydatigera taeniaeformis, 240 nucleotides. NCBI's taxonomy places the organism in Eukaryota, Metazoa, Platyhelminthes, Cestoda, Cyclophyllidea, Taeniidae. The record is from the annotation of a GenBank genome assembly.